CUUCACCGUAAUCGCUCUCGCUCUCUUCGUCUCUCUCUCUCUCUCUCUCUUUGUAACUCUGCAACUCCGAACGAAAUCAUCCAUGGCUAACUCCUCCGCUGAUUCCGCCGCAGACCACCGCAACAAGCACCUCUCCAUCAAUCCACCGCACCAGAUCUUCAAAGAUAUCCAGGGUUCUGACAAUGCUAUUCCUCUUUCACCUCAGUGGCUUCUCUCCAAGCCAGGGGAGAACAAGACUGGAAUGGGAACUGUGGAAGCUCAGGCACUGCAUAAUCCGUAUGGAAACCACUCGGAUCCUGUGAGAUCGACAGGAAAUGGGGAGGAGACACCUGAUAAUCUGAAGAAAAAAGAUGUUUUCAGGCCUUCCUUACUUGAUGCAGAAAGUGGCCGCCGUGAUCGUUGGCGUGAUGAGGAAAGGGAUACCUUGUCCACAGUUCGAAAAGAUCGCUGGCGGAAUGGCGACAAAGACUUUGGUGAUAAUAAGAAGAUUGACCGGUGGGAUAAUGUUGCCCCGAGACACUUUGGGGACCCACGCCGUGCUCCGAAUGACCGGUGGGUUGAUUCAGGAAACAAGGAUGCUGGGACAGAGCAGCGGCGUGAGAGCAAGUGGAACUCUCGCUGGGGACCUGAUGAUAAGGAAGGUGAGAUUACCCGUAAUAAGUGGGAUGAAGCGGGUAAAGAUGGCGAAAUCAUUCGUGAGAAGGGUCCGUCUCUUCCAUCUGGUGAUGGAGACCAUUACCGGCCCUGGAGACCCUCUCAAGGUCGAGGGAGAGGAGAAGCUCUUCACAGCCAAUCAACUCCAAACAAGCAGGUUACACCUUUCUCUCACAGCAGGGGGCGUGGAGACAACACUGCUAUCUUUUCAGCUGGACGUGGAAGGAUGAGUCCUGGUGGAGGCCUUUUUACUAGCGCAUCAAACCAGUCUCACCCCCCUGGAUCUGCCUCCGAAAAAGGGGAAAGUGGUCCUGGAGAGCCUUCCCAUGUGAGAUAUAGCAGAAUGAAAUUGUUGGAUGUGUACAGGAUGGCAGGUACAGAGUGUUUUGAAAAGUUUCCAGAUGGGUUCAUCGAGGUGCCUUCCCUUACGUGUGAGCAGCCGUCGGAUCCUCUGGCUAUCUGCGCUCCAAGUUCCGAAGAAGUGACUGUUCUGGAUGGAAUUGAGAAAGGAAAAAUAGUGAGCAGUGGUGCCCCUCAGAUAUCCAAGGAUGGCCCUAGUGGACGGAAUCCAGCCGAGUUUUCGCAACCUAGGCGAAUCAGGCCUGCUGGAAGCAGGGAAGAUAUGAAUUACGCUGCUGAGGAAUCUAAAGAUGAAGGCGGAGAAACAAGGAUCUAUCCAGAUGAUAAGUUUAGGCCUGAAGCUUCUCUUGAAGGUUAUGCUCCUUUUAGGAAAGGCAAUGAGGUGCCUGUUAGAGAACUGAAAGAACUCGGUCAGCAGGGAAAUAAUCAUGUUCAAUCUCCAUGGCGUCAGCCUUCGGUGGGAGAAAGGUCGAGUAGGAUCUCACAUGAUUGGAAUGACCCUUCAGCGGAUAUGAGGCUGAAAUCUUCUGAUAAUGUCUGGUCACAGCCCAAAGAUUCAAUAAACCAUUCAGGCGGCAAUGUGAUGAGCUUGCAACAGUCCCAAGGGGAUCCAAGAUGGCAAAUCAGUGAAGAUCCUGCACUAAGAAGGCAGCCAUCUGCGGUGUUCGACAGGGAGCGGGAAGUUAGAAAGCUUAUGCCAUCUUCGCCUGAAGAACUUUCACUCUAUUAUAAAGAUCCUCAGGGUCUAGUUCAAGGUCCCUUUUCUGGAACUGAUAUCAUUGGGUGGUUUGAGGCUGGAUAUUUUGGCAUAGAUUUGCUAGUUCGUCUUGCGAAUGCACCAAACGAUUCUCCUUUUUCGUUACUCGGUGAUGUAAUGCCGCAUUUGCGGGCUAAGUCGGGACCUCCACCUGGUUUUACCGGUGCCAAACCAAACGAAUUUAUUGAUGCGGCCGGUACACCAACCUUCCCUGGUGUGGGGAAGGUUCAUUCUGGGAUGGGUGAGGCUGAUAUGUUGCAAAAUGAUAUGAGGUAUAAGCACGUUGCAGGGACUGUAGCGGAGAAUCGAUUUAUUGAAUCGUUGAUGUCUGGGAGUUUGAACAAUUCAUCUCAAGGUGUUCAAGGAUAUGCAGUAAAUAGUUCUGCUGGGUUGUCUCUACCAGUUACUGAUGGUGGGGCUGAUAUGUAUCUCUUGGCCAAGAAACUGGAACUUGAACGGCAACGAUCAGGAUCUCUGCCUAGUCCAUAUUCAUAUUGGCCUGGUCGGGAAUCUGCAAACCUGAUGCCAGGAUCAGAAAAUGUGUCAGAAAAUGCCCAACAACCUGUCCGUUCUCCAAGUGCUGAUUUGUUGUCCAUCCUCCAAGGUGCAACGGAUAGGUCUUCUCCUGCCGUUAGUGGUCCUCUCCCUGCUUGGUCGCAUUCCAGUCAAAAGGAAGGUGAUGUGCACCAUGCUAAAACUUUCCAAACUCAAACUCCUUUUGGUGUCCAACAGCAAAGGCUCCCAGAGCAGAACUCACCUUUGGCAGGUUUACUUGGUCAACCAAUUGAAAAUAAUCCAGCUGGCAUGUUACCCCCUGAUAUGAUGCUCGUCUCUGGACUUUCUCAAGAACAGCAAGCGCUCAAUCUGUUGCAGCAGCAACAGCUCUUGUUGCAGUUAAAUGCUCAGACACCCCUCUCUGCGCAGCAGCAGCGUCUAUUGCUUGAGAAAAUGCUCUUGCUUAAACACCAACAGAAACAAGAAGAGCAGCAGCAGUUGUUACGACAGCAACAGCAGCUGUUUUCCCAAGUUCUUGCUGAUCAGCAGCGUUCUCAGCAAAGGUUUGGAGAGCCAUCUUAUGGGCAGUUGCAGCAAUCUUUUGAUGCUCUUAGGCUGCAAGCAUCACAAGAUAUGACGCAGGUCAAUCAGCAGAUGCAGGUUCCUGUUUCCCAUGAGGAGCGAGGUGCCAACUUAACUGAUUUGCACCCUCAUGCCAGUAAUCAGAAUGUCACUACCUUCGGAACCCAUCCUUUGCACCUGCAACACCAGCUGUUUGGUAAUGUUGACCCUAGGAUGAGCGAGGGAACAGUUCUUACGGAUCAAAUCAAUGAUACCCAUAAAAAAGAUUUAAAAUCAGAAUAUGAAAGAACAAUUUCUGCAGAUUACAUGAACAGCUUGUACUCAGAAAAGCCCAUCCUUUCUCCUGGUUAUCAUACUACACUUAAUGUGGAAGAACCUGCGAGCUACCCAGACAAUGAAAGCCUCACUCCUACUAUAGCAGCUCCCGCAACAUCUGAAAGUAAGUUGCUGGAAGAGCAGGCUAAGGACGUGUAUGCAGGACACGGAGAGCCCAUUAAUGAGUUACCUGUAGAGAUUCCUGCGACUGAAGUUAAAAACAAUGAAUUGCCUGGAGGACGGAAGACUUCUGAAAAGAAGUCCAAGAAGCAACGGGCUAACAAGCAGUCUGCUGACCUGGUCAAGGCAAAGCAACCUGAAACAGGAACUGCUGAUGAUUCUGAGAUAAAGGGUAAAAAUAAAAAGUCAGCUGACACUUUUAUAGACAACGAUCCUAACCUCAUUAAGAGCUCCACCGCCACACCUUCGAACACCUCCUUAAUGGGUUCUGAAGCUGAUUCAGUCAGGGGAGAAUCUGGUGUGAAUGAGUCUACGGUGCAAAACACACGAACGCAACCGGGACGAGCUUGGAAGCCUGCCCCUGGCUUUAAACCAAAGUCAUUGCUAGAAAUUCAAAUGGAAGAACAGAGGGUAGCACAAGCAGAAGCUUUAGCUCCAAAGGUAUCUACUACUGUGAGUUCAGUGGGUUUGGCCUCUCCUUGGGCUGGGAUUGUUGCCAAUUCAGAUCCUAACAUCCUAAGAGAGACUCAUGGAGAGGCAGUUAAUACUCAAACCGGUGUUGUAAAGCCUGAAAAUGUUCUUCUUAAGGGUAAGAAAAGCCACUCGUAUGACACGGUGGUGGCUGCUGAUGUUGUGGCCAAAUCCAGUGACAAAGAGAGGGCAGUAAUGGAAACCAUUUCUAACGACACAUAUAUGCAAGUAACACCCACUAAUGCAGAAUCUUUAGAUGAUGAUAACUUUAUUGAGGCCAAGGAAUCAAAAAAGAGCCGCAAGAAGUCUGCGAGAGCAAAGAAUUCUGGAGCAAAAACCACUGCACCUGCUCCUACUGUUGAUUCAUCACUCUCGACGAAUUCCGUUGAGAAAGGAAAAAGUUAUCGUGCUGUGCAACAGCAGGAGAAGGAAGUUUUGCCUGCUAUUCCUUCUGGGCCUUCUUUGGGAGAUUUUGUUCUCUGGAAAGGAGAGACUGUGAACAAUCCUCCUCCAGCUGCUGCAUGGUCCACUGUUCCCAAGAAAUCCACUAAACCUAGCUCACUUAGGGACAUCGUGAAGGAGCAGGAGAAGAUGACGACCCCGUCUCAUCCGCCCCCUAGUCCAGUACCAACCACCCAGAAAUCUAAUCCGCCACCGGCUGUUUCUCAACCUUCCUGGUCACGCUCCGCAUCUUCUCCUUCGCAGGCUAUUUCUCAGUCGAAAUCCAAAGGAGAUGAUGACCUUUUCUGGGGUCCAGUUGAGCAAUCAACCCAGGAAUCAAAACAGGGAGAUUUCCCUCAUCUUACAAGUCAAAGCAGUUGGGGAACGAAAAACACUCCUGGGAAAGUUAACGCGGGAAGUUCACGACAGAAAUCAGUUUCUACCGGAUCUGCAGAACCGGUUUUGUCUUCACCUGUUGUCACUCAGGCGUCCCAUAAAGGGAAGAAGGAGGCAGCGACAAAACUCACAGAGGCGAAUGGCUUCAGAGAUUGGUGCAGAGGCGAAUGUCUCAGACUUCUUGGUACAGAAGAUACAAGUGUAUUGGAAUUUUGUCUGAAGCUAUCUCGAUCAGAAGCCGAAACCCUUUUGAUAGAAAACCUUGGGACGUUUGAUCCAGACCACAAGUUCAUCGACAAGUUUCUCAACUACAAAGACCUGUUACCAUCAGAAGUAGUCGAGAUUGCAUUCCAAUCAAAGGGGUCUGGAGCCGUGACCCGAAACAACACAGGAGAAGACUAUUACACUGCGCCUGCGAAUGAUGGGUUCUCGAAAGUUGGAGGAAAGAAAAAGGGGAAGAAAGGGAAGAAAGUAAGCUUAAGCGCAUCGGUUCUUGGGUUUAACGUGGUUAGUAACAGGAUAAUGAUGGGCGAGAUUCAGUCCAUUGAGGAUUAAGAGGAGGGUUAAAGAUAUGUCUAUACACUUUUGGGCUUCAGGUUUCACUGUACAUUUCGUUUUUUUUAGGACAAAUCUUUUCUCCUUAAUCUAUGGGAUGGAACUUGUUUUUGUUUAUCUCUCUAGGAAGUUUUGUUUAGACUACUUUCAGCGAGAUGAAGAGGUUUUUUUAGUCGCAACCCAAAAAAAGAAACGUUGGAUUCUGUUUGUUGUUUUAUGUAUUAGACAGCUUUUUGUUCCCUUUAAAAUCUCAAUUUACUACUCUUAGCCAACU
Messenger RNA from Eutrema salsugineum, 5480 nucleotides. RefSeq lists its product as uncharacterized. The record is from RefSeq and is a predicted model, not a curated record. Bases 83 to 5206 code for a protein of 1707 amino acids. The transcript is spliced from 10 exons. Gene Ontology annotation, molecular function: protein binding. Lineage: Eukaryota; Viridiplantae; Streptophyta; Magnoliopsida; Brassicales; Brassicaceae.